UCUGCCUUCUUGCCUUUGUGUAAAGGCAUAUUUCUCUUCGAAAAUUCAGAAAGGAGAAAUUGUAAAUCACGGUGUUUCUUGACUCCACGCAACAAACACAUAAAAAGCAGAAAUACGAAAGGCAGGAAGCAAGAAACAAUAAGCAAGAAGCACUUGUAGAUCAGGCUUAAGGAUUGUUGUCGUGACGGUGACGAGACCAGUGUGAUAAAACUGCGGAGAAGUGUAGAGACGUGAAAGUACAUGGCAAAGCAGGAAUAAACGAGGAACCUUGCUGCUAUACUGGAAAGUGAAUAUAAAAACAGAAUUAAAAUAAUGUUGCAUGUCACGUUGUGAACAGUGGUGCAUAGAUAUUCGUAAUAAAACGCGUCAUUGUUUCUAUCUGCAUAACAAGGUGUUACUAGCUAUAAAUGCAUUACAUCUCAUACAACACAUCCUAUUUUAAUUUUUAAUAAUAUAUGAAUUGUUAAUUAUCAUAUAAAAUACUGUAAUUGUCAGAAAAAUGGGUAAUAACAGUACUAAAAAACACCAUGACAAUGACGUGAAAAUACGACGUGAUAUAAAUGCAUUACAUAAUGUAAAUGCAUUACAUAAUGUAAAUGCAUUACAUAAUGUAAAUGCAUUACAUAAUGUAAAUGCAUUACAUGAUAGAAAUGCAUUGCAAAGAAGAUAUGAAUCACAUACGUCAGUAGAAUUUCCAUCAGUACCAUCACAAGGAAUUCCCACUACUUCACCUACAAGAAAUAUUAAUCACAGCGGUUCACGUUUAGAAACAGAACAAGAUUUAUCUCGUAACUUGAGAUUCAAUAAUACAGUUAAUACCAUUAAUAAUAAAGUUGCAACAGUGACUGACAAAGAAAAAUAUAGCAAUGAAAAUCAAACGACUAGGUUGGUAAAUCAUACCGACCCGCAAAUAUCACUAUUAAAAAUACAGAACGACUUUAUGACGGAAUGGUUUACAUGGAAAAAAACAUUUCUUACGUAUAAAAAAUCGAUUGAUCCACUGGAAAUCAAUAAAGAUAAGUGGUGUAUACUGCUCUUAAAUCGUAUGGGUCCUAUCGGCCAGGAUAUUUAUAAAACUUUUACAUUCGAAGACUUUCAUGAAAAACAAGAUAUAAAUAAAUUAUUAAAGAAAUUUGAUUUCUAUUGCUUAUUUGGAAAUUUAACAAGAGAAGAUCCUGAUGAAACCGAUAAAUACGUAAAUGCCUUAAUGGUAAUGGCAUCGAAACAUAUGACAAAUACGGAUGAAGUAGUGAAGGAGAAGAUUUUAAUGGAAGUAGAUAAAAAUAAGUUCAGGCAAAAAGUUGGAAAUUUAAUUCCAGGAUUCUCAUAUCCUGCGGGUAUACAGUGGUUAACUGUAAGAGAAAUGGCAUACAUUUGGAUGUCGUACGAAAACUUCGACUUCAAACGAGAUGAAAAAAUCCUCAAGUCUCAAGUUAAAAACUGUCGUAAUUGUGGAGACACGCAUGCGCUAAAUAGAUGUCGUGCUCAUGGUAAAAAAUGUACCAAGUGCGGCAUCGAAAAUCACUUUUUCUACAGAUGUCCAUCUCAAUAUUUUGCCAACUGCAUACGGUGCGGAGAAGGUCAUUUUUCUCGACAAUGUCCUGCUUACGGGAAUGAAUGCCAUAAAUGUCAGAAACCGAAUCAUUUCUCCUGGAAAUGUGGGUUUCAAAAGCUUCUACAAUGCAAAUUUUGUGGUAACAUGCAUUUUGCAUCUAAGCCAUGUCCCGUGAGAAACUUCUAAGAAUGUAAGAAUAUAAUGUAUUGUGAGGGAUUAUAU
Messenger RNA from Linepithema humile (Argentine ant), 1777 nucleotides. RefSeq lists its product as uncharacterized. NCBI's taxonomy places the organism in Eukaryota, Metazoa, Arthropoda, Insecta, Hymenoptera, Formicidae. The record is from RefSeq and is a predicted model, not a curated record. Gene Ontology annotation, molecular function: nucleic acid binding; zinc ion binding.